AAGAAAAAAAAAAAAAACCAACCUAGCUUCUUCUCAGCAUAUUCAUUUGAAGUUACAGGAGAUACAAGCGCUGUCUCAUCAAAAAUACACCCCCCGCGAAUCGCGUAAUCUCUACCCAACAUCAACCGCUAUACAACCUUCGUAGUACACUCUACCUUGAAGAUGCCUACUGCAUUCGCGACGACAACGACACCAACCCAAUCCAGCAACAUUGCUCCCGCUCCCUCAAAGAUAAUUCACCGCAUCCGCACCCAUCCUACCCUUCCCCCGCACCGCCGAAAGAUCUACCUGACUCUACUCACCGUCCCCGCGGGAAGAUGGACGACGUACGCUGCCCUGGCCAAGCACCUGGGCACCAGCCCGCGGGCCAUCGGCGCCGCGAUGCGUCUGAACCCCUUUGCCCCGGACGUGCCGUGCCACCGCGUGCUGGGGGGUCCCGGGCGGUUGGUCGGGUAUUCCGGGGGCCCGGGGGCGGCCCCGGGGAAAGCGAAAGAAGGGGUGGGAAUGAAGCGACGGUUGCUGGAGGGGGAAGGGGUUUGUUUUGAUGGGGAGGGGGUGGCAAGGGGGAUUUGUUUUGUUGAUUUUGAGAGGAUGUGA
Molecule: messenger RNA, 597 nt
Organism: Aspergillus saccharolyticus JOP 1030-1
Lineage: Eukaryota; Fungi; Ascomycota; Eurotiomycetes; Eurotiales; Aspergillaceae
Product: MGMT family protein
Exons: 1
Coding region: 163-597 (144 amino acids)
Biological process (GO): DNA repair
Molecular function (GO): methylated-DNA-[protein]-cysteine S-methyltransferase activity
Source: RefSeq, a predicted model, not a curated record